Cucumis melo (muskmelon) is the source of this 1280-nucleotide messenger RNA. Its product is annotated as glyoxylate/hydroxypyruvate reductase HPR3-like. Lineage: Eukaryota; Viridiplantae; Streptophyta; Magnoliopsida; Cucurbitales; Cucurbitaceae. Gene Ontology annotation, molecular function: glyoxylate reductase (NADPH) activity; NAD binding; hydroxypyruvate reductase [NAD(P)H] activity. Gene Ontology annotation, cellular component: cytosol. Bases 161 to 1123 code for a protein of 320 amino acids. The record is from RefSeq and is a predicted model, not a curated record. The transcript is spliced from 2 exons.
GUUUUUUAGUAACAAAAAUGUCACGUCAAGCUUUUCUUUCCCAAAAAAUUCUCGCGUCAGCCUCAUAAAAUAUUUUGUACCGUGAGACAAAAAUUGAGGAUGCCUUUCACUUCUUUCUUCCCCAUUCAGGGUUAGGGCAGCACUCUGACAAAUAAGACGAAUGGAGCUUCCUCAAGUACUGGUUCUAGGCCCCCCUUCGAUAUUCCCAUAUCUGGAAUCCCAAUUCCCAAACAGAUUUUUUUUCCUAAAACCAUGGCUUUACAACCUCCCACUAACCCAAUUCCUCACCUCUUAUGCCCAAUCCACCCAAGCCUUGCUUAUCCGAGGCGGUGGCAGUACCCAACUCACCUCCGCCAUUAUUGACUGCCUCCCUUCGCUCAAGCUCGUCGUCACUUCCAGCGUCGGUGUCGAUCACUUGGACUUGCCGGAAUUACGCCGGCGAGGGGUGGCUAUUGCCAAUGCAGGAAACUUGUUCUCAGAAGAUGCCGCCGAUAUGGCGGUUGGCUUACUAAUCGACGUUCUUAGGAAAGUAUCUGCGGGAGAUCGAUUCGUGAGGCAAGGGCUUUGGUCUAAGAAAGGAGAUUUUCCUCCUGGAUUAAAGCUGAGCGGCAAGCGAAUUGGCAUCGUUGGAUUGGGGAAAAUAGGCUCUGAAGUUGCGAAGAGGCUGGAGGGAUUUGGCUGCAAAGUCUCAUAUAACUCUAGGACCAAAAAGUCAAUGGCACCAUAUUCCUACUAUUCCAAUGUAUAUGAACUUGCAGCCAACACAGAAGCACUCAUAAUUUGUUGUGCGUUGACUAAAGAAACCUACCGUCUAAUUAACAAGGAGGUGAUGCAGGCAUUAGGAAAAGAUGGAGUGAUAGUGAACGUUGGUCGUGGUUUGAUCAUCGAUGAGAAAGAGAUGAUACGAUGUUUGAUUCAGGGGGAGAUUGGUGGAGCUGGACUAGAUGUGUUUGAGAAUGAACCUAAUGUUCCUGAAGAGCUUUUUAAUCUUGAUAAUGUUGUAUUGUCACCACAUAAUGCUGUUAUGACAUAUGAAUCUAAAGUGGAAUUGUCUAAGCUGGUGGUGAACAACUUGGAGGCAUUCUUCUCAAACACACCUCUUGUGUCUCCUGUUGUAGAUUAGUUGUGGUGGCAUUGAGUUGCUGCUGAGGGAGGCUGGUUUGUUGAGAAAAGAGGACUCCAAAAACUUGACAACAGAGCCACCCUAAUGUAUUAGUUUAUUCGACCCUUUGUUAUUGUGCUAAUCAAUACAAGGUUCCAAAUCUUUUUUGGGUCAAGAA